Scatophagus argus is the source of this 1674-nucleotide messenger RNA. RefSeq lists its product as uncharacterized. The annotation marks the transcript as partial. Gene Ontology annotation, biological process: signal transduction. The record is from RefSeq and is a predicted model, not a curated record. The transcript has a single exon. Lineage: Eukaryota; Metazoa; Chordata; Actinopteri; Scatophagidae.
UUUGUUUGUCCCCUGUCAGACCUAUCAGAGGCCAUCCUACAGUCGAUGAAGCGGAGCCGCCGCCUGCUCUUUGUCCUCAGCCCAGAUUUCCUGGUAGAGAAAAGCUUUAGCCUGCUGGAGUGUCGUCUGGGCCUCUACCUCCAACAUGCCCACCAGGCCCUGAUUGUUGCUGUUGUUUACCGCUCAAUAAGUAAACUACCCUGUGUGGAGGUCGCUCAGUUCCGUCAGGCCGCCGCCACCUCCGUGACUUGGCGAGGGAGUCAGUCUGAACCACAUCGCUCCCGCUUCUGGCUGAGGCUGAGGCUGGCGCUGCCCGUCCGGCCACUCGCGAUGGGCAGGAGGUUGAUUGACAGCACAUCAUCUCACUCAGAUCUCGCUGCCCUGGCGCUCCAGCGAGCACAACGGAUCCAGAAACUGAGCCAGACAGACAGAGCCAAUCGGAGCCAUAGAAACAGGUGGGCUUCAGCCAAUCAGAGCAGCAGAAACAGACAGGCUCUUGCCAGAGGUAGGGGCAGAGUGAAGGGGGAGAGUACCUGCAGAGAGGGGGAGUCACAACACAGCAGGAGCUGCUCAGGAUGUGCAGGCCAUGUUGGUCAGGUGCAGGAAAGAAGGGCGGAGCUAACAGUGGAAACAGAGAUGCAGCAGGUGUCACAUGACAGGACUGAGAUUCAGUCAGACCCUGUUCCAGAAACAGAGCCCAACCCAAUUCCAGAUUCCACCCAUAACCUUCAUUCAACCCCUGACCCCGGCCCCAUACCUGACCUGGCCUCUGAUCCGGACUCUGACUCUGCCCUCGCCUCCUGCCAGCAGGGCGAUGAUGGAGCCAUACAGGAACAACAGCAGCACAUGACUGCUUCAAGGAAGGAGAAGUGAUGUCAGCAGGAAAAGGGGAGGGGCCUGCGGUUGAGGUGAGGGCGAGAUGAUGACAUGAUCCUGUACUGACACUAACUCCGCCUCUUUACAUAAACCCAGUGGGGUCUUUCAUAGAGGCUGUUCACACACACUUUAUGUAGUCCUGCUUACAUGGGAAAUUGGUAAAACUAGAAUCUUAAAAUUAUUAUACUUUUCACUAAAUUCAACCCCUUUUUGUUGAUUCUACACUAAACCUGAAUGCAGGAUUUGACUCCUCCGUUAGAUCAUCUGAUUCCAACGUAAAGACAGCAUGAACUCGGAUCUAAUAUGAAACUUAGAAGAUUAAGUGACUUCCUUUGGUGGAAUAAAAUGUAAAACACCACUUAGAAAACGAACUCGAAAAUGACUGAUGUUAUGUUUCUGUCUCUAAAGCUGAAACUGACUUAAAGUUUAUUACUGACCAGAUGGUUCACUGUGUGAACCUGACCUGAGUCAGGCCUGGUCCUGAGGAUUCGUUUGGUUUGAAAAUAAAGUCGUAUACACCGGGCUCUGUUUUCCACCGCUCUGAUUUAGACCAGUUAUAUCUACCAGUAACAUAUUAUACCAGUAAUAUCUGUCAAUAAUCAAUCUCUGUGCUCUCAAACACACUGAACAAUAUGAAACAGUUGCAUGACUGCUCUGUAGUGAGACCGCGGGUGGCUGGAUGACCUUGGACUGUUUGCUAAGUUUUUGAUAAAUAAAGUUUUGUAUUGAAAACAGGGGUUUGUCUCAGGUUUGCGUCUCCACAGCAGAAGUCACUCAGUUUAAUGUUCCUCUGAUUCA